AUGACCGACGAGACGGAGACCGACACGUCAAAUUUCGCAAAAAUGUUUGACAGACUCCCCGCGUUCAACCCGCCCGACACCAACAGCGCCGGCGCCAUCGCGCUCCGCGCCUGGGUGCGCGGCCUGACGGCGCGCGGGCCGCCGGCGCUCGCGUUCCUCCGCAAGUACGAGGAGGACGACUUCGUGAGCAGCUACGACUCGUACCUGCCGAGCGGGACCGGCUCCGGAGCCAAGAAGGCCUACAUCGCACGCGCCCUCAUGUACGCGCUCGAGACGCGCUUGGAGGGCACGGCGCAGGUCUACGUCGACCUGCUGAUCCAGGCCAAAGGCGACAUCUCGGCCAAGGGCAUCUUCCUCUCGCUCAUCGAGGAGUACAAGGCCGGGGACGCGAGCGACGUCCGGCGCGACCUCGCCGCGCUCUCGGCGAACGCCAACGGCGGCCUCCGCGCGACGCAGCUGCGCCUCAAGGUCCUCGCCAAUCAACACCGCGUCGCCACGGGCAUGCAACUGUCCAGCGCGGAGCUCCGCGACUACGCGCUCGACGCCCUCGACCCGGAGGGGGGGCGAGCGGGCGGCGCGACGAUCAAUUUGGCGAAGUCGAUCCUCUUGAAAGCGCUCCUCGCGACGAGCGUCGUCGUCGCGGGCGCGAAGAUCAAGGCGCUCGCGCUGCCGUCGACGAAUGCGGACGGGCGGCCGCGGCGGGCCGUGGCGCCGUUCACGAAGCCCGGCGACGGCUGGCCGAGCAAGCUGAGCAAGACCCACCUGGCCCAGCUCGACGACGGCAAGAAGGUGCUGCUCGCGGGCCGCGAGGCGAACGCGGGCGGCGGCCGCGGCACGGCGGUCUGCGACGUCGCCGCGCCGCCGGACAGCUGCUGGCAGGCCAUCCUCGGCUUCGAGCGCUACGCGGGCCGCCUCGCCCAGUGCUCCUCGAGCUCCGUCUACGAGCGGAAGAAGAACGUCAUGGCGCGGAGCGAGACGAUCAAGGUCCACAUGAAGCUCGCCGGCGGCGUGAAGACGUUCAACUGCUUCUACGACCACACCUACCGGCCCGACAAGCACACGGUGACCUGGACCCUGGACCCGGACAAGAAGUCGGACUUCCUCGACGUCCAGGGCCAGUGGUGCGUCUACAAGCACCCGACGAAGAAGAACUGGAGCCGCGUAUGGUACUCCGCGGACGUCGUGUUGCCGCCGUGGCUGCCCCGCGUCGUCGUCGUCCAGCUCUGCAAGACGUCGGGCACCAAGGCGCUCCAGUUCGCGAAGAAGGAGGCCGAGGCCGUCUACAAGAGCUCGAGCCGCUUCCGCGGCGGCUUCCGGCUCCCGAGCUCGCUCGCGCCCACGCCGAAGAUGGCCCAUCUGAGCUCCACGACGCCCGAUGGAACCGAUGAGCCAGCAGCAGCUCGACGUCCUCGCGUAACGAUGGACCGCGCCGCCAAGCUCGCCGAGGCCGCGCGCGGCCGCGACGCGGCGAUGGCCGUGCAACAGCGGCGCAAGGCGCCGCUGCCCGAGGAGGCGGCCGCGGGCAGCAGCAAGCGGCUCAUGCAGGCCUCGUCGCCGGCGCGCAGGGAGAAGAAGGAGUGGGAGCUCGAGGAGCUGCUCGCGGAGCAGGCGCGCCUCGCGCCCCAGAAGAUGCAGCUGCGCAUCGUCUGGACGCUCCUCGAGGUCGAGGUCGGCCGCGCGAAGGUCCGCGCGCGCGAGGCCGCCGCGCUGAAGAAGACGGGCCGCGUCGCCGCGCCGGAGAUCCCCGCGAGCCUGCCGCUGUCGAGCCGGCCGCCCAAGUCGGGCAAGCAGCUCUGGCGGAAGGCCGGCAUGGGCCUCGUGCUGGGCCUCAAGGCCUUCAAGAAGGACGCGGCCGUCGAGCCCCGCGCGCCGACGCCCAAGGCCCAGCGCCAGGCGUCCGCGGGGCUCGCCGCGGGCGUGUCGAGCGCGUCGCCGCGCAACUCGCGGCAGCAGCGCCGCGCCGACGUCGCCGCGCGCGAGCGGCGGGCCGCGUCGCCGCGGGAGGAGCGGCGGGCCGCGUCGCCGCGCGACCGCGGCGCGGACGCCGCCGCUGCGCCGCGCGAGCACAGCGCGUUCGACCGGCCGCGGUGGGGCCUCGCCGCGGCGGCGCCCGAGGAGCCGUCGCCGUCGAGCCGGCGCCUCACGGCGAAGAAGCAGCGCCUGGCCAAGUACAGCGUCGUCGGCCGCGUCGACGAGAAGCUGCGGGCCGAGCGCCGCGCGUCGCUCGCGGCGUCCAAGGCCGCGGCCGCGGAGCAGCGGGAGCGCGACGACAUGCGCCGCGAGGAGCGCGCGCAGCGCGCGAAGCGAUUCCACUUCGUCGGCCGCGGCCGCAUUUUCUACAUGCGCGCGCACGCGUUCCUGCAGACGUCUGUGUUCCUCAACCACGAGCGCGACUACAUGGUCUGCGUCACGGAGCGCCACGCGGCGAAGCUCCACGCGCCGGUCCUCUUCAAGGAGCGGGACCUCGUCGCCGCGGCGACGGCCUACGAGGCGCGCGGGAAGCACAAGGCGAACCUCCGCCUCGUCGCGCCGGAGCCCGCGCUCGCGGCCGGCGGCGACGUCCGCGAGCCGACGGCGCUGCCGCCCUUCGCGCGCCACUACCUCUUCGAGUGCGGCCGCCUCACGAUGCGGGGCCGCGGCGACGACGCGGGCGCGGACGUGUCCAUCCUGGGCGUCGACACCUUCUCCCUCGGCGACGCCAUGGCGUCGGGCAACUACGUCGACGCGGCGUCGUUCGGCGACUACGAGGCGCGCGCGCUCGACGGCUGGACGCCCGAGCACGAGGCCGGCGACGAGCUCCACGACUCCUACGCCGCGGCGCUCCACGAGGCCGAGGACGCCGCGCGCCGCGGUGUUGUCCAUCUCAACGCCGAGGCCCACGCGGUCAUCGCGCGGAACCACGAGGCCGCGCGCCGCGACUCCCUGGCCCUCGCGGAGGCGCACGCGCGCGACUCCGCGCUCCUCGCGGACCUCGUCGACGGCUACGCGCCGGGCCAGCUCGGCGCGAAGCGCGACGCGGCCUACGACCCCCGCGCGGCCGACGCGGCGCUGCCGCCGCCCCAGGCGACGGCGCCGCGCGGCUCGGCCAAGGGCGCAAAGGUCGCGGCGACGUACCUGCGGCCGCCGCCGCAGAAGCCCCGGCCCAAGAGCGCCGCGGCGGCCAAGCCCGUGCUCAAGCCCGCGAACUACGCCUGGAAGAGCGCCAAGCCCUCCCAGCCCCCGGCGGCGCCCGCGCGGCCGAGCCGCGCGGUCAAGGGCGCCGUGCCGCGCCAGACGACGCGGCCCGCGCCGCCCGGCCCGCGGCCCGCGGCCGCGAAGAAGCGGCCCAAGUCCCACGCGGGCGCGCGCAGCCAUAGCCGCGGCGGCCUGCGCCUCGUCGGCAGCGACAAGGGCGCCGCGGCGCACACGGUGGCGGCCGAUGCGGCGCCCGCCGCGGCGGCGCCCGCGGAGGACCCGGACAAGCUCGACCCGAAUCCGCCGGUGCUCGACAAGUUCGGCAACCCGCGCAUCAAGACGGAGCGCGUCGAGAACGUCAUGGGGUCGCAGGCCGGCGCCGGGUCCGGCGACUUCCACAUGUACCGCCACCACCGGCGCACGGAGAUGCUCCGCGUCGAGCGCAUGGAGCGGCAGGCCGGCGUCGACGACGAGGACGACGCGCACGCGGCGCGCGUCGAGGCGAAGCGCAAGGAGUGCGAGGACCGCACGGCGCGGAACGCGGCGAAGCGGCGGAAGAAGAAGGAGAACAAGGCGAAGCGCGACGCCGUCUACCAGGGCACGGGCGGCGCCGCGCCGCUCCCGUCCGACGGGUCGUUCCUCGCGCGCGCCAAGGCCCAGCUCGCGGCCGAGGAACUUAAGGGCGCGUCAUCGUAG
Molecule: messenger RNA, 3870 nt
Organism: Aureococcus anophagefferens
Lineage: Eukaryota; Pelagophyceae; Pelagomonadales; Pelagomonadaceae
Exons: 5
Coding region: 1-3870 (1289 amino acids)
Biological process (GO): negative regulation of protein kinase activity
Cellular component (GO): nucleolus
Molecular function (GO): protein kinase binding; double-stranded RNA binding; protein kinase inhibitor activity
Source: RefSeq, a predicted model, not a curated record